Messenger RNA from Aspergillus aculeatus ATCC 16872, 1821 nucleotides. RefSeq lists its product as uncharacterized. The transcript is spliced from 3 exons. NCBI's taxonomy places the organism in Eukaryota, Fungi, Ascomycota, Eurotiomycetes, Eurotiales, Aspergillaceae. Gene Ontology annotation, molecular function: transmembrane transporter activity. Gene Ontology annotation, biological process: transmembrane transport. The coding region runs from base 263 to 1783 and encodes 506 amino acids. The record is from RefSeq and is a predicted model, not a curated record.
GAUCUUCAUCUCAGCUCCAUGGAGGCGCGUCUGCCGAAGCGUUGACGGGGAGAUUGUCCUUCUCACAUAAAUCUGGCAACCCCGAUGUAUCCUCCGAACUUCCUCCCUUCUGUUGUCCUUCACUCGCUCAGAAUUCUCAAUUCCGUUUGCGGCAAUACACGAGUCCGACGGACUCGGGAAUAUUCGCAGAAGCCACUAGAAUUCACCAUCCUCGCAUAUAUAAUCACACUCGGAUAGAGGUUCACUGCAUCGAGUUUAUCAUAUGGCGACAAUGGCCAGCGCUGACCUUGAAAGAACGCCUUCAGGCAGCUCGCAAGAGUCGGACGUCGUUGUUCUAGAAUGGGAGGGAUCCGAUGACCCGGGGGACCCCCUCAACUGGCCUCUUCAUCGAAAAUGGAUUGUCACAGCGAUUCCCUUGUUUACGACGUUCACAACACUCAUGAAUGGAACCAUCAUCACCGUCGCCCAUGAACAAAUUAACGAGGAGUUCGGGAUUAGCGAUGCAAGCUUCCCACACUCGUACUGGCCUGUCACCUCAUGGACUAUCGGCGGUGCAUUCUUCUCCCUCCUUGUUCUCCCCGUCAUGGAGGACUUUGGCAUCCGGCGCUGCUUUCUGGGCACCUACCUAAUCUUUCUCUGCUUCAUUAUUCCGCAGGGGCUGGCCCACAACUUCGCCACUCUGAUCAUCACCCGAUUCUUCUGCGGCGGGUGCGUGAUGAUCCUCGCCAACACCGUCGCCUCGGUUAUCGGCAAUGUCUGGAGAGACGAGCGCGAGCGCAACAUGCCCGUAAGCCUGUAUAUCCUCGCUUACCUCUCUGGAAGCAGCAUCGGUCCCGUGAUCGGCGCCGCGAUCCUCCAAUACCUAUCCUGGCGCUGGAUCUCCUACCUCCAGCUGAUCUGGUUCGGCGCCCUCUUUCCGAUUUAUUACUUCCUUUUCCGAGAGUCCCGGGGCGCCGUGAUCCUCGCCCAACGCGCGCGCCACCUCCGCGCCAAGGGCCAGAACGUGUACGCACGGGAGGAAUUAAACAAACAACCCAGCCACCAAAUGCUCCUGGCCAGCAUCAAGCGGCCUCUGCAGCUGCUGUGUACCGAGUCGGUGAUUUUCGUCUCGACGCUGUGGUCCGCCUUCACCGUUGGGACGCUCUAUCUCUUCACACAGACCGUGGAGCAAGUCUUCAGCGGAUUAUACGGCUGGAACGCUGUGCAGGCCGGCUAUGUCCAGGCCGCGAUCGUGGUUGGCCAAUGUCUCGGCUGGACCACGUGCUUUUACUCCGCAAAACUGUACUUUGACUCCGCGCGUCGCAACACGGAGAUCCCCGGCGCCCCCAUCCCCGAGGCGCGCCUGUACACGGCCGUGGCGGGCGGCAUCCUGGGCAUCGCGGGCGGGAUGUUCACGUAUGCCUGGACCUCGUACCCGAACAUCCCGUGGGUUGCGCCAGCGGUAGGGCUGGCCAUGGUCGGGGCCGGGAGUGUGACGGUCGUGUGCGGUAUUGCGGACUAUGUGGUCGAUGCGUACAGUUACUGGGCGGGGAGUGCGGUCGCCACCGUGGCGCUAGGCGAGAAUGUCUUCUCCGCCUUCCUGCCGCUCGCGGCGCAGAGCAUGUACAAUACUUUGCAUUUUCAGUGGGCGAGUACUUUGCUGGCCUUGAUUUCGCUGGCCUUGGCCUUUGCGCCGGUCUUGGUGCUGAUCUGGGGGAAGGAGAUUCGCGCACGGAGUCCGUUCAUGAGGCAGUCGAUGCUGGAGAAACGGCAGGAGAUCGAAAUGUACAAUACUUUGCCGUGAUUAAUCCUAUCUAGUUGAUAAUCAACCGCAUUACAAAG